UAUAUACAUUAAUGUAUAUAAAAUGCGUCUAUAUAUAUUUACACUAGUUUCCUUUUUUGUAAAAUUUUUAUCUACUAAUUUUGACUAAACUAUUAUUUCCUAAAUUAUAAGUGUUUUUCUAAACUUGCCCAAACGAUUCCCAAACGAUUAGAAUAAUAGAAAGGACGAUUAAAAUAAUAGAGUAGAAUAUAAGAAAUAUUGAAAUGGUUUGCUAAAUGAACGAAAAUGAGAGAAAAGAAGAGUCGACAGCAAUUCAAAAUAGAAAAUAUUCUCAAGUGAGAAAAAGACGAAGCUCGAAACGGAAGGAGACAGCAGAUGCUCCCACCGCUCGAAAUUCAAAGCAGGUCGAAUAGUAGGGCUGUCCUUUACAGGCUCUGUAUGCAGGCGAAGCAGGGUGCAGGUACUACAGGUUGCCUGUUGCCUUGCUGCCGUCUACGUGAGCAUUUGAAUUGGUAUCGUUGUGCAUCGCUGCUGCAAACGCCUAGAAAUAUUCAAGCUGUGAUAUUUUAACCGCACUAAACUGAAGAUAAACACAUGUGGUACUCUCAGAUGAACACAAUAUGGUACUCGCGGGAGAGAGCGCUGGGGAUUGACGGGGAGAACAAGGAGUUUCGUUUUGUGCAGCAAGGGUGCUGCGGCUACAAGGAGAACUAUGUUCCUUGGUAUAUCAAUGCAAGUACAAGUUUCAAACGCGACGAUGAAGACUUGCUAAAAAAUCAAAUGAUUCAUAAAUACGACGAUCCCAGGGACAGCGACGACGAAACGGACGAGGCGGAAUGCGCGCGUGUUCCGCCCGUCAAGCCGCAUAAGCCUCAAGCGCACAUCAUCAAGGGAAUUGUUCACCAGUGCAUGACGUGGGACGUGCUGGAGGCGUCCAUCCGCGGUUAUAUCAAUGAAGUCAACACCAGCAACGUUAGGAUCAUAGCGCGGAAGCUGCUGCGUACGAAUAUCAUUCGCGGUCGAGGUUUAUUCGCGCUGUUUAUCGUCAAAGCACAAACCGCGUCACCGUCGCUCACUCCGGCCUACGCGGCGCUGACAGCUAUAAUAAAUUCCAAGUUUUUUGAAAUAGGCAUGCUGGUGCUGAAGCAAAUCAGUGUGCAGUUCAACCGUGGAUUUAACUUGAACGAUAAAUCUUUAUGUAUAUCCUCGGGCAUAUUCUUAGCCCAUUUAUUUAACCAACAUGUAGUCUGGGAGUUUAUCAUUGUGGAUCCCUUGACUCAGCUGUUGGAAAAGUCGACGAACGAUUCCGUCGAAGCGGCCAUCGAAAUCCUGAAGAUAUGCGGAAUGAAACUGACGCGGAAUGAAAUUAAAUCAAACGUUAUUGUGACCAUUUUUGAUAUGCUAAACAACAUAUUACAUAAAGGACAAUUGGACGAGCGAGUCCAACAUAUGAUUCAAGUUAUGUUCGAAAUAAGAAGAGAUGGCUUUAAAGAUUACGAAGCUGUGCCAGCAGAACUGGACGUUGUAGAAAAGAAAGAUCAAAAGCGUCAUUGGUCAGUAUCAGAACAGAACGAUGAGAGGAACCUGAAAAUUAUAUUAAACAAUUGCAAGUUUGAUCCAAACUAUUGCGCUUCCGAAAAGCAGUACAAGAAAUUGCGUAAAACAAUUCUUGCCAACGACAGUUCGGAAGACGACGACGAAGAGGACAGUAAGGAGGAGAGCUCGGAUAACGAGAGUAGCACUCCGGAAGACGGCGGUGACGAGGAGGACAGAGACGAGGAGAGCACGGAUAACGAGAGUAGCACUCCGGAAGACGACGACAACGAGGAGGACAGGGACGAGGAGAGCACGGAUAACGAGAGUAGCUCUCCGGAAGACGACGACGAGGAGGACAGCGAGGAGGACAGCGAGGAGAACAGCGAGGAGGAAAGCUCGGGUUACGAGAGUUGCAUGGAAUAGACCGAGGAAGAGAAAGAUACGACAUAACACGGAAAUAAAUCUCACGCUUCGACGAUCACGAAGCGCUUUCGAUUUUGCAAAUAUUAUUAAUUGUUAAAAAUAUCUUUUAAUAUAUUUGAAGACAUUUCUAAAGAACAUUUAAAUAUCAAAGAAAAAAGUAAGUAGUAAGUAAGUUCAACUGUGUACCUUUUACUUUUCUAAAAAAA
This is a messenger RNA of Monomorium pharaonis (pharaoh ant), 2105 nucleotides long. Its product is annotated as pre-mRNA-splicing factor CWC22 homolog. Gene Ontology annotation, cellular component: catalytic step 2 spliceosome. Lineage: Eukaryota; Metazoa; Arthropoda; Insecta; Hymenoptera; Formicidae. Gene Ontology annotation, molecular function: protein binding; RNA binding. Gene Ontology annotation, biological process: mRNA splicing, via spliceosome. The coding region runs from base 535 to 1899 and encodes 454 amino acids. The record is from RefSeq and is a predicted model, not a curated record. The transcript has 2 exons.